Messenger RNA from Cavia porcellus (domestic guinea pig), 4575 nucleotides. It is a transcript of the gene Eral1, whose product is annotated as Era like 12S mitochondrial rRNA chaperone 1. Gene Ontology annotation, cellular component: mitochondrial matrix. The transcript is spliced from 10 exons. Gene Ontology annotation, biological process: ribosomal small subunit assembly. The record is from RefSeq and is a predicted model, not a curated record. Gene Ontology annotation, molecular function: rRNA binding; GTP binding; ribosomal small subunit binding. NCBI's taxonomy places the organism in Eukaryota, Metazoa, Chordata, Mammalia, Rodentia, Caviidae. Bases 33 to 1346 code for a protein of 437 amino acids.
UGUACUAACUCCCAGGGUGCCUUGCAGCUGUAAUGGCUGCUCCUAGGCGCUACGGAUGUGGGCUUGUUCGUUUUCUGUUAGGGGCCUGGCAGCUGGGCCCCUACGCUGCGAGAGAACAGGAGGCCCCUCUCCGUUUACUUGUAGGCUGUCAAAAGAGGUUUUUGUCCUGUUUGGUGGGCAGCGCUUUCUCUGGUCCCCGCCUGGCUUUGGCCUCUCGCAGUUAUGGCCAGGGCUCAGCCUUGGACCGCUUCCUCGGAUUCUCUCAGGUCGACAGUUCGCCGACUUCUGUAGUCCCUGCAGUGUCCAUGAACAGAGAUGAGCAAGACCUCCUCUUGGACUGUCCGCCUGACAUGCCUGAAAAUCCCCGGGUUCUACGAGUGGUCUUCCUAGGAGCCCCAAAUGCAGGGAAAUCAACCCUCUCCAACCAGCUGCUGGGCCGGCAAGUGUUCCCUGUCUCCAAGAAAGUACACACCACUCGCUGCCAAGCUCUGGGCGUCAUUACAGAGAAGGAGACCCAGCUGAUUCUCCUUGACACACCUGGCAUCAUCAGUUCUGCUAAACAGAAACGGCACCAUCUGGAGCUUUCUUUGUUGGAGGACCCUUGGAAGAGCAUGGAAUCUGCUAAUCUUGUUGUAGUUCUUGUGGAUGUCUCAGACAAGUGGACUCGGAACCAACUCAGCCCACAGGUGCUCCAGUGCUUAACCCAGUUCUCCCAGGUCCCUAGUAUUCUUGUUUUGAACAAGGUGGAUUGUCUGAAGCAGAAGGCAGUUCUUCUGGAGCUCACAGCAGCCCUUACUGAAGGUGUGGUCAAUGGCAAAAAGCUUAAUAUGAGACAGGCCUUCCGCUCACACUCUGACAACCAUUGCUCCAGCCCAGCAGCUAAGGACCCAAACACACAGUCUGUAAGAAACCCUCAAAGGAUUGGCUGGCCCCACUUCCAGGAGAUCUUCAUGUUGUCAUCCCUAAGCCAGGAGGAUGUAAAGACACUAAAGCAUUACCUCCUGGCACAGGCCCAGCCAGGACCGUGGGAGUUCCACAGUGGAGUCCUCACUAAUCAGACCCCUGAAGAGAUCUGCACCAACAAAAUCCGAGAGAAGCUCUUGGAGCACCUGCCUCAGGAGGUGCCCUAUAAUGUGCAGCAGAAGACAGUCGUGUGGGAAGAAGGACCAAGUGGGGAGCUGCUAAUCCAACAGAACCUUCUGGUACCCAAAGAAUCUCAUGUGAGGAUCCUGAUUGGUCAGAAGGGCCAGUUGAUCGCCCAGAUUGCACAGGAGGUGGGUCGCGAUCUCAUGGACAUCUUUCUCUGUGACGUUCACAUCCGCCUUGCUGUGAAGCUCCUCAAGUGACUAACCUCUACUACCCUCCCAGGCCAUCCAAGCUCAAACUCCUGGCAGGAAUCAUCAGAAUGUCCCCUGCCUAGUGGGACUUCAGGGCCUGGUAAAGGGAGUGGACACUUAACUAGCUGCUGGCCGGCCUGGCCUUGCUGAGUCUGCAUGGCCCCUGCCCAGCCACACCUCUUGUUGGAGGAAGAACCUACUUUAGCUCAGUUCCCAGGUGGUUCUCAGUCUGGGGCCACAGCUAUGUAGAUAUCAGAAGGUGAUCUCUGCCCUCAGCUGGCAAUGGGCCCAGAAUUUUGCCUUAAUUUGCCAGUUGUUAGCAGGGAACUAUUUCUUUUUCCUCGCUACUUCCUUUACCUCAAAGCCCUGUAAGGACCUCCUGACCUCCCAGAGUGCUGAGGUACCACCCACCUCCAUUCCUUGACCCCUCCCACCUUCUGUGCCCAGUCUUAGAUGUCAAUAAAGUUAAAAGACAGCUGUUAAAAAAAAAAAAAAAAAAAGACAGCUGUUCUGGUUCUCAUCUUUAUUUCUUUAGAACAGGGAAAACACAUCUGUUUCCUCACCCCCACCCCCUCGUAGACCUGGAGUCUCCCUCCCAGGAAUCUGCUCCAGAGUCCAGAGUUCUCUUCCUGGCACAGUUUCGGGGAGCAGCAAGAGAACCGUCACCAUUACUAAACUCAGUAAUGGUAACGGUUUCCUCGCCAUCCCCAAGUGCCCUGUGACAGACUGAGCGGUGAGCAUCAGGGUUCGCAGCAGCCCACUCAGCCUCAUCAGACUCCAGAGCUGGGGGUACCCGGACUAGUACAUCAUCUAUACUGUAGUGUCUCAUCACAAACUUACAGUAUAUGAUGAUAUCCCAGCCAGAGCCCUAGGAGGUCAGGAAUCGGACUGGCCAGGAUAGCCAGGGGUUGGGCUCAAGGCAGGCCAGGGCAGGACUAGAAGCACAAUGCCCCUUACCCCCACCCUGGUUCCCUCCCAGCCAGCAUCUCUUGGAUUCCGUGGUCAGGCUUAGCUCAAGUAUUUUAGGGAAGAGAAGUGGCCCAAAAAAUGCUGCUGCAGAGCUAGCGUCUGUUGAGAUCUGUUAGGGACCCAGGGCUAUAGUUAAAGCAAGCCAGAGACACUAUAAAGAAACAGGUUUCCUCCAGUGAGAUCAACAAGCAGACAGACUGACCCAGAGAGGAAUGCUUACCUGGAGCCGGAACUGCAGUGAGAGACCCCUGAGUGUAGAGGCCUUGUCUGCGCCCAAGCUGUUUGCCUUUUUAACCUACUGGCCCCUCCCUCGGGUGGGGCACUUUUCUGAGGUUCUGGAAGGCCCUGCCUCUUAACUCUUCCUCUGCUGCACUGUUUCUGUCCCUAUUAGGUCUUCGUGUGUGUUGCUAUUGUUGCAGUGUUGGGGUCAAACCCAAGGCCUCAAACAAGCAGUUUACCAGUAAGCUACACUUCCAGCCCACCCCAUUGUUCUAAGGGCCUUGCUAAAUCAUUUUUUAUUUUUUUAGUGGUACCGGGGAUUGAACUCACAACCACACGCUUGCAAGGCAGGCGCUUACGCUGCUGAGCUAAAUCCCCAGCCUGGGCCUUGCUAAAUCUUAAAGAGCCAUUGUUCAACCCAUCUCAUAAAGCUGGUCAUCUGCUGAUCAUGGUGGCUGUAACCCUGGCAUUUGUGAAGCUGAGGCAGGCAGAUUGCCACAACUUCAAGGCCAGCCAGGGCUACAUAGUUGAAGACCAACCUGAACUACAUAGUGAGACUGUCUCAAACAACAAAAUAAAAAGAACUGGUCAUCUGUCUUUUGGGGCUGGAGAGGAGAAAGUACAGCCUUACCACAUCCUUCAGGGCUUAGAUGUUUAUCAGAGCUCUGUUGGCGGGUUUGCCUUACUUUGUUUUGGUGAUGGUGGGGAACAUUGGUCAACAGACCAAAGAAGGUACUGUCAGCUGCGUCCAUGUAGACUCUGUCUGGGGCAAGCUCACAGGACGCCUCAGCCUAAAUUUCCAUUCCCAGCUCCAGCCUGUGUUGAUGCUGAGCUCAGAAAGGCCAGACAUACACAGGCAAAGCCUUGCCUACCGUUCUGACAAGGUCCCCUGGGUGAGAGAAUGUGCUCCUGAGAGAUCUGAGUGCACCUGGCUCCCCAGCUCUUGAGAGAACCAGCAUUAAAAUGACGGGGGGGGGGGGGGCUAGGGAUUUAGCUCAGCGGCAUAAGUGCCUGCCUUGCAAGCAGGCAGUCGUGAGUUCGAUCCCCAGUACCAAUAAAAAGGAAAAAGACAAAAAAAAAAAAAAAAAAAAAAAAAAAAAAAUGACAGUCUGGUCUUCAGAGCUCAAGGUGCUUAAACUAAUAACCCUGCAUUGUUCAAUUUUCUGCCUUUGAGAAAGGGCAGGGUAGAAUUAGGGUAGAAUUCCUCAAAGCAGGGCUUCUGUUGUUCAGACCCUCCUUCUGGGGCGUCUUCUCUCUCUUUAUCCUAGACAACCUGGUAUGUUCUGCUCCUUUACAGGGACAGACAAGACCUGGAUGGGGAGACAGGGGAGGCCUGACCUUUUUUUGAAUCUUUGGGGGCAUUUUGUUUCCUUCUGCUAUUGAACUGAGGCACAUGUUCUACCUAUCCUGUUUACCAUGAUUUCCCCUUCCUUUUUGUCUACCUAAUACCUUUUCCCUAUUCAGCUCUCUAAGGGAGAUUUUCAGGGAAGUCUUACCAGUCUUUUGGGGAGAGUACAAGCAGAGAUUGACAUAGGGUGUUCAUGUAACCCAGGAUGACCUUGAAUUUAGGAUUCUCCUGUUUCGGCCUCCCAGUAAUAGGAUUACAGGCAUAUGCCAACAUGCCUGGCUCUUCCCAGCCUGUCUGCCUGUCUGUCCUUUUUUUUUCUUUUUUUGAGAUAGCCUCACUUUGUAGUUUAGGCAGGCCUUGAACUCUCAGCAGUCUUCCUGCCUCAGCUUCCCUGAGUGCUGGGAUUAUAAGGGUGUACUACCACACCCAGACUAAUUCUUUUUUCUUUUUUCUUUUCUUUUCUUUUCUUUCUUUUUUUUUUUUGGUACUGGGAAUCAAAUUCAGGACCUUGCACUUGCCAGGCAGGCAGUACGCCACUGAGCUAUAUCCCUAGCCCAUAAUUCGUGAAAGUAGAUUAGAGCAACCAUUUGUAGUAGUGACAAGACCUGAAUGACAGCCUCAGCUCACUGCUUCCAGACUGUGACUUUGGACCAUGUGCUGUUAACCUCAGUUUCCUCAAAUAAAAGAUGACAGCUGCCAGUG